This is a messenger RNA of Aspergillus campestris IBT 28561, 843 nucleotides long. Its product is annotated as DUF3176 domain-containing protein. The transcript has a single exon. The record is from RefSeq and is a predicted model, not a curated record. NCBI's taxonomy places the organism in Eukaryota, Fungi, Ascomycota, Eurotiomycetes, Eurotiales, Aspergillaceae. The coding region runs from base 1 to 843 and encodes 280 amino acids.
AUGAGAAACUCUUCGACCGGAUCAUGCAAACAGCAGAUCUCCAGCGAAGCGGGCGAUGCGGGCGAUGCUCUGAUGGGAGGGGAAGCCCAUCCUGCGAACCACGCCUCGGGCCUGGAGAAAAAGGCCUCCUGGUUUCGACGCACUUUAACGGAUACUUGGGCCCCGGAGAUCACAGCUAUCGUGUCAAUGCUUCUUUGUCUAGUAGCCAUCCUCGUCAUCCUUACCGAAUACCAGGGCAGAUCCGUCCCCGACCUACCAAUGGGAUUGACUCUCAACACGAUCAUCUCGAUCCUGGCCACCGGCGCGAAAUCACUGCUCAUUUACGCGAUUUCUGCGUCGAUUGGUCAGUCCAAAUGGAUCUGGUUCAACCCAGGUCAGCCGUUGCAGGACCUGCAGACCUUUGACGAUGCAAGUCGCGGCCCCCUCGGUUCGACGACGUUGCUUUUUGGACGAACGAUAACGUCCGUUGCGUCCUUGGGCGCAGCUGUCACGGUUACUGGGCUGGCGUUCGAGCCUUUCGUCCAGCAAGUGGUCCUCUAUUCCGUUGAAAACGUCAAGACAUCGUCUCCGCUUGCGACGGCGAACAAAGCCACCAGCUUUCGGGAGGACGGGGCACAUAUGCGGUCGUCCGUGAUGUCUGGUAUCUGGGCUACGAAAGAGGCGUUGCAGGCAAUCCCCUCGUGCCCGACUCAGAACUGCACAUGGCCAAGACAGAGGAUGACCCGUUCCUUGCCGGCACUUUCGAAGCCUCAUUCUACUAUCCCCGCAUCCUCCUCCAGCAACUACUACAACGCCCGACCUCUGGGAACCGAAGUUAUCUGGGGAUCGUCGUCACCAAGUUGA